AUGUAAAGUCAAUAGAAGAAUAUUGUCAACAUUGUCAUUAUCGGUGAUUAAGGGUAUAUAUAACCUAAUAAAUAUAUAGAGCAGGUAAAACAACACUUUUCAAUCAAGCUACUACUGGUGAAUUCACUCCUCAUUAUUAUGCAACAAUUGGAAUAGAUGUAAGAAUAAAAGAAGUCACUAUUGAGGGUUUUUAAUAUCAUUUAUAGGUAAAACAUUUAUUAAAUCUUCUAGUUUUGGGAUACAUCAGGAUAGGAGAGAUUCUAAAGUAUAAGUUAAGCAUAUUACAGGAAAUCUGAAUGCUGUGUCAUAGUUUAUGAUUUAACUUAUCCAGAGAACUACAACAAUGUUAAGGGUUGGAUGGAAAGUUUUUCUCGUGUUUGUUAAUUAGAUCCUGAAAAAAAAAAAUACCCUUUCGUUAUAGUAGGGACUCAUUUAGAUAACUUAAAAGAAGUAUAAGAACUAAAUUUUGAUCAGUCAGAUAAUAUUCAAUCUUUUUAGAUUUCAUUAAAGGAUAAUAAUUCAGUGUAACAAAUAAUAUAAGCCAUUAUUAAUGGUGCUGUAAUAGAAUAACACAAGAGAAAUAAAUAUUUAGAGAAAGCUAAAUCCAAUCCUAUUUGUUAAAAGUUUAUAAAUUAAAUCAUAUUAGACAUAGAGAAACUAAAUGAUUUUAUGACUUUACUGUAAUCAGGUAAAAAACAAAUAGUUGAAAACUAUGAUCAAUUAAUUAAUAAUGUAGGAAAAUGGUAAAAGGAAUUGAAAGAUCUUAAAUAAUUUUAUUAAAGUUCAACUUUUAUAGAGAAAUUAGAAUCGUCAAAUUUUUCAGAUGAGUUGUUGUUUGAAUAAGAAUCAAUAUCAUUUAAUGAUAAAAUAUAAUAAGUUAAUCAAUAGAACUCAGAAAAAUCAGAAAAGAAACUUAAAGAUUUCAGUAUAGUAAUAGAAGAGGCUACUAAAUUGAAAGUUGAGUUCAAUAAUAAAAAACCAAAUUGACAAAGAAAAAUG
Messenger RNA from Paramecium octaurelia, 999 nucleotides. The record is from the annotation of a GenBank genome assembly. Lineage: Eukaryota; Ciliophora; Oligohymenophorea; Peniculida; Parameciidae.